AUGCAUGCAUCAGGUGAACGAUUAGGUCAAUUGACAGGAAUUGCUGCUAUUCUACGAUUUCCUAUGCCUGAUCUUGAUUUAACUGAUGAACAUCAUCAUCAUCAUCAUCAUCAUGAAAUACAAAAUGAACAAUAUAAUUUAAAUAAUGGUGAUCUACAAUUGAAUCCAAAUCGAACCGAUAAUUAUUUAGAUGAUACUAAUGAUGAUCAAUCAACGAAUAACGAUAGAACAUUAAAAGAAACUCGAGCUGAAGCAUCAGCUUGGUAA
Molecule: messenger RNA, 267 nt
Organism: Rotaria sp. Silwood2
Lineage: Eukaryota; Metazoa; Rotifera; Eurotatoria; Philodinida; Philodinidae
Source: the annotation of a GenBank genome assembly